AUGCCCACUGUCCCCCAUACCCCCGAAGCUCUUCUGGGCCGCAAUGACUCGAAGAACCCAUCCACCACUUGCAAAGGCAUCACCUCUUCUGGUAGACCAUGUCGCCGCGCGUUAGCAUCGCCCAAGUCUUCUCCUUUGAGUGGUCGGCGGAAGUCUGAAGCACUGACUGGUGUGGUCGCCAUCGUGCAAGAAGACGGCUUGGUGCGGGAAGCAGAUUUCUAUUGCUGGCAGCACAAGGAUCAAGCACACGUUAGGUCAGAGAAGGAGGAAAGGCGAAGUGAUGGCGGGAGGGUGGGCAAGAAGCGAAGCGUUGAGCUCUACUCGUUGAAGGAGAGGAGUAGCAUCGAUACGAUGGUGCAAAGCUUAGGGCUGAACGACCUAUCCGCAACCGAAUCGAAGGCCCACCGGACCAACAAUCCGAAACCACCUAGAAGGACCGAGAUGCGUGACUUCGCCAGCUCUGAGAAGUUGCACGCAGUAGGGUCUGACAAUCUCCAGCCUGCAUUGCCGAGACGGAAGACGAAGAAGCCGGGUUUCUGGGCAUCAUUUUGCUGUGUGGCGAGCGGAAACGAUGACUACGUCGAGAUCGUGCGACAUCGGAAGCGCGUCCAGCAGAAUCCUCAACUCUUGUCUUCUAUUCCGUCUCAUCUCUCGCCAGCCACUACAUCCGCCUUACUUGCCGAGCUCAUUAAGCCGAUUAGCCCGCACGACGAGGAAGGCUACAUCUACAUCUUCUGGCUCACACCGCAGUCCAAAGCUACACCUUCCGAGGAUACAGCACGCUCAUUACUCACACCACCUCGGCAACGGCCAGGUCACGAGCGUCGCAUCAGCGAUGUCGUAACCGAGUUCUCGUUCUCUGGAUCCGAACCCGAGACCUCGGGCAAGAAGACGAUCAUGCUUAAGAUUGGCCGUGCGAACAAUGUCACGCGUCGCAUGAACCAGUGGCAGCGGCAAUGCGGGUACGCUUUGAACCUGGUCCGAUGGUAUCCGUAUGUAUCUUCAUCUCCGCAGGCGUCACCAGUCGGCGACAGACGCGAGAGCCUUUACCCGGACCUGUCACAGCUUGGGAAGAGUUGUGACGUGCUUAGAAAGGUGCCGUAUGUGAAGCGAGUCGAGCGGCUGAUUCAUCUGGAGUUGAGGACACAACAGGUCAAGCGAAGGUGUAAAGCGUGUGGAAAGGAGCAUCGGGAGUGGUUUGAGGUUGAGGCGAGUCAGAAGGGUGUCAGGGCCGUGAACGAGUGUGUUAGACGGUGGGUUAGUUGGGCGGAGAGGCAGGCUAAGCAAUGA
This is a messenger RNA of Baudoinia panamericana UAMH 10762, 1290 nucleotides long. RefSeq lists its product as uncharacterized. The record is from RefSeq and is a predicted model, not a curated record. The coding region runs from base 1 to 1290 and encodes 429 amino acids. NCBI's taxonomy places the organism in Eukaryota, Fungi, Ascomycota, Dothideomycetes, Mycosphaerellales, Teratosphaeriaceae. The transcript has 2 exons.